This is a messenger RNA of Colletotrichum higginsianum IMI 349063, 1533 nucleotides long. RefSeq names its product Major facilitator superfamily transporter. Gene Ontology annotation, molecular function: transmembrane transporter activity. Gene Ontology annotation, biological process: transmembrane transport. Lineage: Eukaryota; Fungi; Ascomycota; Sordariomycetes; Glomerellales; Glomerellaceae. The transcript has 4 exons. The record is from RefSeq and is a predicted model, not a curated record. Bases 1 to 1533 code for a protein of 510 amino acids.
AUGGAGAAGCCUUUCGAUGGAGAUACGAGCGGCACCGGAGUCCCUAUCAACAAUGCCACAGUGACGGACAUGGAGAGGAGCGGCCACACGUCAGAGGCUUCGUCUUACAUUGAGUCGACGGAGGACUUGGUGGAUGCCACGAAGCUUUCACCGAUGCGCAAGCUGCACAUUGUAGUCGCCGGUUUUACAUGCACUUUCAACGGCAACCUCGGUUCAUCGAUGCCUUCGGGCGCCCUUGACGCCAUCAGCGAGCAGUUCGACGUCUCUAACCGCGUCCACCUCAUCCUGCUCAACUCGCUCUUCAUGUGCGGCUACGUCCUUGGCCCUUUGCUGUUCGGCCCCUUAAGCGAGUACAUCGGCAGACGACCGGUGCUGAUCGGGACCUACCUGGGCUAUUUUGUCUUCAUGCUCGCCUGUUCCGGAGCACCCAACUACCCAGCGCUGCUUGUGUUCCGUCUGCUUUCUGGGAUUAACGCAGCUGCCCCGACGACCGUUAUCGGCGGCCUCUACGCCGACAUCCUCGACGACCCGGCCGUCAGGGGAAACGCGAUGGCCGUAUACAUGACCGUCACCACGGUGGGACCCCUCAUCGGGCCAAUCGUGUCUGGUUUCUCGUCGCCGGUAUCCUGGCGCUGGCCCUUCUGGAUUGCCGGCAUCAUCGCCGCCUGCGGCUUGCCCCUCGUUCUCACGUUGCCCGAGACGUACGCCCCCGUUCUUCACAACAAGGCUGCGAAGAGGCAGAUGAAGAGGAACAAAGGUGCGGAGGGCAAGCAACAACAGCAACAGCAGCAGGAGCAGGAGCAGCAGCAGCAACUCGAACUGAAGCCCUUCGAAGUCCGCAAAAUCUUCCUGCGGCCCAUGAAGCUCCUGUUCACUGAACCGAUUCUCCUGUUCACUUCUGCGUACCUCACGCUCGCCUACGCUGUCUUCUACCUCCUGUUCCAAGCGUACCCGGUCAUCUUUCAAGGGUUCUACGGCCUGUCACCGGGAAUGGCCGGGCUUGCAUUCCUGCCAGUGGUCGUCGGAGUCGCCCUAGCUCUCGUCAACUUCUGGACAUGGACCUGGUACCAUGAUCGCGAAACCAAGGCCGGCGCAAAGUGGACUCAGAACCCCAUUAACCGCAGGCUGCCUCUUGCAUGCAUGGCCGCUCCCCUAAUGGUAAUCGCCCUUUUCUGGCUCGGAUGGACUGUAUGGCCGUCGACAUCUCCCGUCGUCUCCAUGCUGAGUGGAAUCCUCUUCGGAUGGGGGUUCAAUAUGCUCUUCAUGGGCAUGAUCAACUACUUGACAGACGUCUUCCGGCAGUACUCUGCGUCGGCGCACGCAGCCGCCAGUAUGACGCGCUCCAUCGGUGCCAUCCUACUGCCUCUUGCUGCGGACAGCAUGUACGCCGACUUGGGAGUCCACUGGGCGCCUUCGCUGCUGGGGUUCGUCGCCUUGGCGAUGGGCACGAUUCCGUUCAUUUUCAUCCGGUUCGGGGAUCGCCUCUCGAGGAGUAGCAAGACGGCGCGAGAGGCUUUCGCUAUUAAGGACUGA